CCCAGCCCCGCUCCGCGGCCGCAGGAGGGGCCGGGCCCGUCCGAGCCGGCGGCCGCGGCGGCUGCUCCGAGGGCGUGGUUGCUAUGCUCUUUUCUGUGAGCAGCCCUUUUAUUACCAGAGCUCCUCAUCCUCCAUCUGGAGCUGGAAACCAACUGAAAAUGUCUCAGAAUCCUGACAAGCUAAAUUCAAGUGAAGAGAAGCUGAAUGCUUUGGAGGAGGAUGAGGAGGAGAGCUUGGACAGCUCGGAUCAGUCUGGCCGAAAGAGGAUACGCCAGAGUGCUCCAGGGUCCCACAGAGAUGAUACACCCAAGUCCAGUCCCUCUCGGCCUGUGUCCAUAGAAGAGCUCAUGGAGACAGCAAAAGGAGUCACCAACAUGGCACUGGCACAUGAAAUUGUGGUGAAUGGAGACUUCCAGAUAAAGCCAGCUGAACUGCCAGAACACAGCUUAGAGAAGAAAGUCAGAGAUAUUGUGCAUAAAGCUUUCUGGGAUUGUCUGGAAGCUCAGCUGAAGGAAGAUCCCCCAACAUAUGAUCAUGCAAUUAAGUUAUUGGGAGAAAUUAAAGAGAGUCUUCUGUCGUUCUUGUUGCCUGGUCACACUAGACUGAGAAGCCAGAUUACAGAAGUUCUUGACCUGGAUUUGAUAAAACAGGAGGCAGAGAAUGGGGCCCUUGACAUUUCUAAGUUGGUCAAAUUUGUUAUUGGCAUGAUGGGGACUCUUUGUGCUCCAGCUCGAGAUGAAGACAUUAAGAAACUGAAAGAUAUUAAUGAAAUAGUUCCUCUUUUCAGAGCAAUUUUCUCUGUAUUAGACCUAAUGAAAAUGGAUAUGGCAAACUUCGCUGUCAGUAGUAUUAGGCCAAAAUUAAUGCAGCAGUCUGCUGAAUAUGAAAGAAAGAAGUUUCAGGAGUUUCUUGAGAAACAGCCAAAUUCUUUAGACCUUGUCACAAAGUGGUUGCAAGAAGCAGCAGAUGAUCUUGCAAAGCUGGGACAUGAAACGUUGCCUCCCCACUGUAAUGAUGGUGCCACUGGUGGAGCUUCUGCCUUGUGCUUCACUGCUGUACAAAAUCAGGCCUAUCUGAAGCUUCUCAAGUGGGAUCACGUGAACAGGCCUUUUCCAGAAACGCUGCUGAUGGACCAGACACGCUUCCUGGAGAUGCAGCUGGAGCUGGAGCAGCUGCUGCUGGUGGGGACAGUGCUGCUGGUCACCUUCAGUGCAGCAGGCCCAGCUCUCAUCGACGUGCCUGGCUUUGCAGAGAGGAUCAAAACCAUCGUCAAGGUGCUGCUGACAGGGAUGCAUCUCCCCUCCUUUAACCUGAAGGAAUCCCUGGCCACCGUGGGUGAGAAGGUGUGUGCAGAGGUGAACAGCUGCCUUUCCCAGCAUGGCUUUACCCCGUUCUCAGCUGAGAGGGAGGCUGUGCUGAAGGGGCAGAUCCAGGCAGUGGGCAGCCCAGAUAACUCCAUCUCCAAGCUCAUAGAUUCUCGAAUUCAGAAGUUUCUGGAGAAUUAUCUUGCAUCCAGUCACCAGAAAUCAUUGCCUGCCAUUCCUGGAGGAUUAGGCCCCAUUCAGAGGGAGCUGGAGGAGAUUGCUGCCAAGUACAUUCGUCUUGUCAACUACAACAGAAUGGUCUUCAGCCCUUACUAUGAUGCAGUCCUUGGCAAAAUACUGACUAAGGAAGAAUCCCAAAUUGUAGGGAAGUCAGAAGAAUCAUAAAACCAGUCUGUGUGCUAUCACUACAGUAUUGUCAGCUAUUAAAUAAAACUUGUACCAAUAUUUGUCUAGGAAAAGA
Messenger RNA from Zonotrichia leucophrys gambelii, 1785 nucleotides. It is a transcript of the gene TCP11L1, whose product is annotated as t-complex 11 like 1. The record is from RefSeq and is a predicted model, not a curated record. Gene Ontology annotation, biological process: signal transduction. The coding region runs from base 84 to 1709 and encodes 541 amino acids. The transcript is spliced from 11 exons. Lineage: Eukaryota; Metazoa; Chordata; Aves; Passeriformes; Passerellidae.